Molecule: messenger RNA, 1368 nt
Organism: Caenorhabditis briggsae
Lineage: Eukaryota; Metazoa; Nematoda; Chromadorea; Rhabditida; Rhabditidae
Exons: 9
Coding region: 1-1368 (455 amino acids)
Source: RefSeq, a predicted model, not a curated record
AUGGUUCGCACAUAUGCAUUCAACGCUUCCAGCCGGUCUGAAAUUUUUGAGCAGUAUAAACAUACUGCAGCUGCGCCUCGUUUAAAACAGCAACAAUCUACAUCUCGGUCUUCGGAUACGGUACCAUAUGAUAACAGAAAAUUCCAACCCAGUGAUUCCCCAUUUAUAAACUCUACUGCCAACAGCAUGACUGAUAGCUCUUCCUCUACAUCUCAGAUGAGCAAUCAAGAGAAUAAUAAUCAAUACAUGAACACUGCGAUCCCACCUCUUCAUCAAUCGAAUAUCUAUCAGUCUUCUUUCCAUUCCUCAAUGAUUGAUCCUUUGAAUUCCAUAGUUGCUUUGAGACCAAUUUAUCUGAAUGGUCAAUUAGUCUACAUGCCAGUGGAACCUCAUAUUAACAUGAUGAUUAACCAGCAGUUUGGUGGGAUGAAACAAAACGGCGGACCAGCUCAAGUUGUUUACCGCAGACAAGACCCAUACACCACGCAAGCCAACGUCUCCCGUAUGUCAGCUAGCCAACAAUACCGACAGAACACGAUGAAUGCCAAAUAUGGAAGUCUACCCAACCUUUCGCAAAAACUUGGACAGGAGCAGUACAAGUUGAGCAGCCAGGAGCAGCAUAAACUAGAGCUGCAACAACAAAUCGAAGAUAAUAAGAGACGGAAAGCCCUGGAGAAGCAGAAGGAAAUUGAGUUGGAGCAACGGGAAAUUCGGAAAUGGGAGGAAUACCAGAAGCGGAUUCAAGAAGAGGAUAAUAGAGAGAAGAGGCAGAUACAGGAGAAGGCCAGAGCUAUAGAGUUGAGGAAUCAACAGGUUUAUGAGAGGCAGCAGAGACAACCAGAAUAUCAAAAAGAACGGCAAGUCCCAAAACAGCGACCACCACCACAACCACAACAAGAAUACUAUGACUCGUACGACGAUGAGGAGCCAAUUCAUCCGCGGCAACAAAAUCCGCGCCAAGCCAACUCGUUUUCUCCCGACAACUCUGAACAAGCGCAACAACCGAUUAGAAAUCGGCAGCAACCGAGAUAUGAACAACAAUAUAAUGUGGCGGCCAGGGAACAAAGACCUGAUUCUUCACAACCACGAGAAGUGGAAUGGUGGGAGAAGAAGCAACCGAACAAGGCGGUCACCCCUCAAAGUGCCGUGAUCCCUACACUUCGUGGAAAACCACCCGCAGUUCCGGAUAGCCAAAGAAGUGGAUAUGAUUCUUCUGGGAAUGUGGGUGAGCAUCAAAGUCGCCCUAGCUCACGUACGACAUCAAGCACACAAAGAUCAUCCUCCGACGCAAUGUCCGAACAGCUAAUUGUGGCUAGAAAUCCGUCAGGAGGACGAAAAGCGCCCACUGCAUUUACAAUUACCGCUUAA